AACAAAGGUAGCGGCGUUAACAACACAGCACAGGAGCACAACUAGUCAGGAGGGAAACGAACACAGCCCAGGAUCUAGUCCGCAGAGAACGUUCCCGCGAUAACUAAGGUUUGCAGUUUGUGUUCAGAGCUCGGGCACGAAUCCGUAGUUCGUCACCAUGGUGAACAAAAGGAAGAAAUACAACGCUCGAUUUGCCCCGGCGCGAAUUAAGAAGAUCAUGCAGAAGGACGAGGAGAUCGGAAAAGUUGCAGCUGCCGUGCCCGUGAUCAUAUCUAGAGCGCUGGAAUUAUUUGUGCAGUCCCUGGUUCGGAAAGCAGAAGCAGUCACCCGCUCGAGAAACGCUCGGACUCUGACACCGGCCCACCUGAAAGCGAGCAUCCUAGCGGAUCCGCGUCUCCGCUUCCUGCGUGAAACCGUCGCCAAUAUACCCGACGUGACGCAGGAAGAAGAAGGUGAAUCAAGUGGAUCGACGCACAAUCCGCUCCAAGCAGCCGUAGCAGCU
Messenger RNA from Galendromus occidentalis (western predatory mite), 502 nucleotides. RefSeq names its product negative cofactor 2 alpha (gene NC2alpha). The annotation marks the transcript as partial. Gene Ontology annotation, molecular function: RNA polymerase II general transcription initiation factor activity; core promoter sequence-specific DNA binding; protein heterodimerization activity. The transcript is spliced from 4 exons. Lineage: Eukaryota; Metazoa; Arthropoda; Arachnida; Mesostigmata; Phytoseiidae. The record is from RefSeq and is a predicted model, not a curated record. Gene Ontology annotation, cellular component: negative cofactor 2 complex; nucleus. Gene Ontology annotation, biological process: transcription by RNA polymerase II.